This is a messenger RNA of Capsella rubella, 1212 nucleotides long. Its product is annotated as putative F-box/kelch-repeat protein At2g29810. The transcript has 2 exons. Gene Ontology annotation, molecular function: protein binding. Lineage: Eukaryota; Viridiplantae; Streptophyta; Magnoliopsida; Brassicales; Brassicaceae. The record is from RefSeq and is a predicted model, not a curated record. The coding region runs from base 1 to 1212 and encodes 403 amino acids.
AUGGCUAUAAUCUCUGAAACUUCCGACAACGUCUCUUACAGUGGCGGUCCAAGCAAGAAUCAGAAAGUAGUAAAAGAAGAAGAGUAUCAAGACGAGAAAGCGAAAGAAGACGAUCAAGAAGAAGAAGAAGUAGAGAAUCUUGAUCACGUUACUCCAUACAUCCCUGAAGAACUCUGUGAAAUCACCGUCGCACGCGUCCAAAGAUGCCAUUACCCGAGGCUAUCUCUACUCUCUAAAGCCUUCCGUGACGUAAUCUCAUCGGAGCAACUCUUCGUAACACGCUCGGACCUAGGCGUGACUGAACCGGUUCUUUAUACCUUGAUCUCGUCGCCACCUUUUGACCCUCCAAGCUGGUAUAUACUCCAUCGGAGCAACAUCUCAUUACGUUUAAGCAGAGUCACUUCACUUCCUCCGAUGUUUCCUGGAUGCACUGCCGUCACAAUAGGACACAAGAUUUACGUUAUGGGUGGUUGCACCGGAGUAAACCAACCGAUAAAGACAGUGAUUGUCAUCGACUGUAGAUUUCAUAAGUGGGAAUGUGUCAAGAGUAUGAAAAGGGAACGUUGCUACGCUGCCUCCGGAGUGAUUGAUGGAAAGAUUUACGUAGUGGGAGGUCGCAAGAAACGAUAUAAUGAUUGGGUGGAAGUGUUUGACGUAGAGAAUGGGGUUUGGGAAACUAGGACUUGGAGUAGUGUGCCUGAUCCAUCCGAUUGCAAUUCUAGUAUGCCAGGAGGAGGGUUUGUGACGUCUGUGGUGAUGCAAGAUAGGAUAUACAUUUUGGAUGCUAUGCGUGGUUUGGUUUACGAACCAAGACAAGGUACAUGGCAAUCAUGGGAACUUGGAUCUAAGUUGAUGUACUUUUGGCGCAAGCCGUGUUGUGUGAUUGAGGAUCUCCUGUAUUGCUUUGAUCCACGGUGUGUUCUUAGACAUCCUAUACUGGUAUAUGAUCCAGAUGAAAUGGUUUGGUCUCCUCUCAAGGGUGUAAAUCGUCUGCCUUACCUCAAAUACUUUGAGUGUAAAAUGGCCAAUUUGGGUGGGAAGUUGAUGGUUUUUGGCACUACUCACAGACCGUAUAAUGAUACUUGGUGCAUAGAGAUAGUGUUAGAAAGACGUGAAAGAGGUGAGAUUUGGGGGAAGGUCGUUUCAGUGACGCCUGUGCUUAGAUCCGAGAACUCGCCUUAUAUUGAUCUUUGCAGCUCUGUUACGUUUUGA